GUCACAGAGCAGAAGAGCUGAUACCAGUUGUUGUAUUUACUGCAGAUUUGAAAAUGAAAGGAACAUUUUUGGCUGUAGUUUGUCUGCUGGGACUGCAUUUCUGGAUUCAAGGUGUAGCCGGUGCACAGCUAGACCCGAGUCUGCCAGGUGGGAGAUGUAGGUGUCGUAAAGUGACAAUGGACCCCGUAGGAAAGCAUAUGAUUAAGAAGAUUGAACUAAUACCUUCACGAGUUUAUUGUCCAAUGACCGAGAUUGUCAUAAGAACAAAAAAUGAUCAGGCUGUAUGCAUUGAUCCAGAAGCAAAGUGGUUUAAAAACAUGUUUCCUCGUCUAAUUCAAAAAAAAGGAAUAAAACCAUGAAGUUCAAGCAAAACCACGUAACAGUCAAGAAUACAUUUCAAUAUGUGGAUCAAGAAAUAUUUUCUUUGCAUUAUCUUGAAGAAAAGGUGCUAUAAUGAAGCAGUUACUAGUAUUUUUAGAGGUUACUUCACAGGCAUAAUGAAUGGUAAAUGGGUAGAAAUCAAUAUGUUAUCGUUUGGCUACAGCUGUAACCACAUGCAGAUUACCAUCAUUUGGUUUUAUGUGCUUCGCCCACACCUGCAGCAAACCAUGGCAGAUAUCGGUGAUCCACAAGUGGUUACAUGUACGGGUGCAUAUGUACUGACCAAUAAUCUUCCCAAUUUGCUCAUUUCUGAGUGUUCAAAAUGAUAGUUGAACAGUAUACCGUAGAAGAAGAAAGAGAUUAACGACAAAUAAUAAUAAAAUUAUUAUUAAUGAUCUUGACCUUUCGUUGUACCACUAAAUUAAAUUGUUUGGAGGUAUAUAUUCUUCAUAUCAACACUAGCAUGCUCAAUAGGGAUGGCUGCAUGACUCUUGAGAUACAUCACUAGGCAACAAAGGAAAUUACGAUGAUAAGGACAAUAAGCCAUGAUGCUAGUGUGAACAGACCCUUAAAGGGGUUUUCCCAGUAAUAUUGAUUUUUAAGCAAGUGCCAGCAGCCUGCCCCCUGAAAUAGGAGAUUCAUACUUACCUGCUUCAUGUUAUUCCGGUCUUCAGCACUGCUUCCACUGUCUCCAUCUUCCAGUCCCAGCACUGUUUCUGGCAAUGCAGCCAAUGACUGGCUUGAGCAGUGAUGUGACCACAAUCAGUCACUGCAGAAUGUAAACAGUGCAGGGACUGGAAGAUGGAGACAGUGGGGGAAACACGGAGGACCUUGGUGGUAUGGAGUACGUAAGUAUGAAUCUUCUAUUUCAGGGGUCAGGUUGUGGGCACUUGCUUAAUUACUGGAAACUCCAUUAAUACAAGGUUGCUAGAUAUGUACUUGGUGGUAAGGUAUAUAGGUCAUACUGUGAAUUACAUUUGACACUUCCAAGGAAGUACUCAUGCUGUGAAUUAUAAAUGAGCUUUGUAUAUACAUAUAUUAUUUAUAAGAAAUUUUAAACCAAAACUAUACUAGCUUAAAAAUACUUUUCAACCAGUUUUAAUUUGCUAUUUACAGUUUAAUACCUGUAUAUCUUUAAUUAACCUUAAUAAAAAUGUUCUCAUUACUUU
This is a messenger RNA of Bufo gargarizans (Asiatic toad), 1550 nucleotides long. RefSeq names its product C-X-C motif chemokine 10-like. Gene Ontology annotation, biological process: cellular response to lipopolysaccharide; neutrophil chemotaxis; chemokine-mediated signaling pathway. NCBI's taxonomy places the organism in Eukaryota, Metazoa, Chordata, Amphibia, Anura, Bufonidae. Bases 54 to 359 code for a protein of 101 amino acids. Gene Ontology annotation, cellular component: extracellular region. Gene Ontology annotation, molecular function: chemokine activity; CXCR chemokine receptor binding. The record is from RefSeq and is a predicted model, not a curated record. The transcript is spliced from 4 exons.